AUGUCUACCAAGCGGACUGUCCUCAUCACUGGCUGCUCCGACGGCAGUCUGGGCUCGCAUCUCGCUCUGCAAUUCCACGCUGCGGGCUGGCGCGUCUUUGCAUCUUCCAGAAACAUGGCAAAGCUUAAGCUUGCCAAGGAACGAUCAAACACAGGCAUCGAAACAAUCCAACUUGACACCCUCUCGUCCGAAUCUAUCGCCGCCUGCGAGUCACAAAUCAAAACCCUAACCGGAGGCACCCUCGACGCGCUCGUCAACAAUGCUGGCGCGGGGUACUCGAUGCCCGUCUCCGACAUGGAAAUCAGCAAAGCGCGCGACCUCUUCGAGCUAAACGUCUGGUCCCUCAUCGCCGUGACACAAGCCUUUCUCCCCCUCCUGCUGGCAUCCACACACGAAGACGGCGCCCUUUUGAUUAAUCACAGUUCACUCUCCGGCGUCAUCGCAGCGUCCGGCCCCAUCGCCGGCGCAUACAAUGCCUCCAAAGCCGCCGUGGCGAGUUUAACCCAAACGAUGCGCCUCGAACUCGCGCCAUUCAACAUCAAGGUCCUCAACCUCGUCACGGGCGCCGUCCCGCUCCACAUUCCACGUCAAUGCGCCGCGGCCGCAAUUACCACCUCACUCGCUAUACACGGUCGCGCGGGAGACUGUGGAACGCGCAAUGGACAAUGA
Messenger RNA from Aspergillus calidoustus, 669 nucleotides. Lineage: Eukaryota; Fungi; Ascomycota; Eurotiomycetes; Eurotiales; Aspergillaceae. The record is from the annotation of a GenBank genome assembly.